AUGGCACAUCAUUCGCAGUGGUCCUGGGACGCCUGGGACCAGGGAUUGUGGAAUGCGGGAAGCCAGCAUUGGGGGCUUGCGCAGCAUUCUCAGCAGCAUGUUGCACCAAGUCGAGCACGGCUUGAUAGCGCAUACUGCAUGCUGGAUAAGGCUGGCCAUCCCGCAGCUUUUUCAGACAGUCGCAUCAGCCAGCAGAGCGGCAGUCAGUAUGAAGGCCUAGUUGCUAGCGUCAUCAAUGGCCAUAGCCGCAAACUCAAAGCUGUCACCUCUCAAGAGGCCGAUGAGCGAACACAAGUAGAAGCGCUCAAAAAAAGCGUUGCAGCUUUCCUGCGAGAACGUGUGUCAGACAACGCUGGGCAAAGAGUGCUAGCAAGAGGUUUCGGUGAAGAGGAAGCUGACGUUGACGCGGUGUUCCAUGGUAGCUUUGAAGAAUUGCUGAACAAGCUCAACCAGGUGACUGAAGCUAAAGUUCGUGCGACCUGCGCAGACACCACCUGUGUUCUGGUGGAAGCUUGUUCGGACAGUCGUCUUGUCGCGAUGAAACUUUUGCAGAUCGAGAUCCAAUGCCGCCUUGUUCAGCGUCAAGGGUUCUUGGUCCAUGAUGAACCGCGUGGCUUGAAAGCACAGCGCCUUUUUCCAGGAUCGACUGGCUAUGCGAUUGUGUUCAAUCGCGCGGCUCUGCAGAUAAACAUACAGAGCGUGCUGGACACACUGGGUCUUACCUGCGUGCAGGGGUUGCUGGAGAAUGGCAAGUUGCACAUUGCUUUUUUGCAAGCAGACCGUGCGUUGCCCGCAGCAUUGGAGAUUGCAAGCGAGGCAAGAGCAGAGGCAAGCGAGGCAAGAGCGAAGGUGGACAGAUUGGGGCAAAAACUUGCAG
Messenger RNA from Symbiodinium necroappetens, 877 nucleotides. The record is from the annotation of a GenBank genome assembly. NCBI's taxonomy places the organism in Eukaryota, Dinophyceae, Suessiales, Symbiodiniaceae.